Oryza sativa Japonica Group (Japanese rice) is the source of this 1181-nucleotide messenger RNA. RefSeq lists its product as uncharacterized. The record is from RefSeq and is a predicted model, not a curated record. Lineage: Eukaryota; Viridiplantae; Streptophyta; Magnoliopsida; Poales; Poaceae.
GUACGUACUAACCCCCGUACACGCGCGCGCACGGGGAAAACUGCCCGUCUCGCUUCGUUUUUUCCACCCGAAAUUUAGUUGGGAAAUCGGGGAUCCCGCGACUCCGCGAGCGACCGAGCCAUCACCCCAUCAGCCCGCCCAUCACCUCAGCACAGCAGCUAGCAGCCGUUGCUUGUUUUUCCAGCUUCCUCAUGCACCUCACACCGCUGCCUUUAAAGCCCACCUCCCCCGCGCCGCGCGUCCCCGUCUCAUCUCAUCAUCAUCAUCGCCCGCGGCCACCAGCCAAGCCAUCGCCGCGCGCCGUCGUCUUCUUGAGCUUGGCUUCUUUCUUCCUCUCUCUCUCUCCCCUGACCAAGAAGGGGCGCCGUGGCCAUGGGGGGAUUGGCGCCGUCCGCGCCGUGGCGGUGGAGCUGGAGCGUCGCCCGCGCCGUCUUCUUGGCGUCGCUGCUCGUCCUCGCCUCCGCGCAGCAGCAGCCGCGCCCGCCGCGGGCCCCGGAGAUGUCCGCCGUCGACGUCGACGCGAUCCUCGCCAGGGUGUGCGGCGGCGGCUCGUCCAGGCAGGCGGCGCCCGUGCCGCCGCUGCCCCUGUGCCACGAGCUCAUGCGCCACCGCGGCGGGGUCAGGCGCCACCACCGCAGGCCGGCGCCGCCGCCGGGACGCGACGAGGAGGUCGACCUGCGCUACGGCGUCGCCAAGCGGCUCGUCCCGACGGGGCCGAACCCGCUGCACAACUGAGGACGCCGGCGACGGCGAGGCGUUGGUCAGUUCUUGCUUUCUUGGACACAUCGGCAUGCAGCCGGGCUCAUCAUCCGUCGACGUCGUCCUCUCUUGUUCUUGCUUUCCGGGUGCACUUUCUUGGAGCUCGGAAAGGACUUACAAUGGAGGAUCGAUGCUUACUACAUCAGCAUGGCAACAAUAACAUAGAUAGAAUUGCAUGUAUAGGCUAGUUCUUCUUCUUCCUCCUCCCAAUUCUUGGCAACAUCUAGUACCAUGUUUCUUGUAGCUUUCUUGGCCUGCAUUUCUCAAUGCAGAAAAAAAGAAAAAAAAUUGGAAGUUCUUUUCUGGCAGCAGUGACGUCUGUAUACAAUUUGUCAUUUCCAUAAUCCAUCUCUUUCUCCCUGUGGCUGAUGGGCUGGACAUCAUCAAUGAGAAGCCAAAGGCAUAUCAUCUUCUUUUUUUCA